GAUUCAUGGCCUUACAUCAUAACUUCUCGUGUACAACUGACUUUCAAAAUGUAGUGAUUUUCUUCACAUUUUAAGCCUAUUUUGCCUAAAAAAUGGGCUGUGGAGCUAGCACAACUGUCCAUGCAGACUCAAGUGUGUCCAGCUUUGAUUUUUCCCGUAGAAAUACUCUGGUAAAACGGCCAGAAGUUGCUGUAGAAAUCGGGGAUGGAGUCAAAAAACUCAACAAGGAUAAUCGCAUUGUUUUUAUCUUCGGUGGUCCUGGUUCAACUAAAGGAUGUAUCAUCAAUGACCUCAUCAAAAUGUUUGAUUUUGUAUUCAUAUCUGCUGAAACUCUACUCUUGAAGCAUUUACCUGCCAGAAUCUAUGAACAUGCCAAGGCAGAAGCAAUGGAAGGAGAGACAGUCCAACCAGUAACAGGAACACACAGUAUUGCUAAAGGCAUUGCAGAAUUUCCAAACCUGCUGACGAUAGAGUAUGUCUUGUCAUUAGUAGGCGAUGAAGUGAAGAAACAUCCGGGUAGACUUAUACUUGUUGAUUUAAUUCCAAAUCUCAAGUUCCUGUUGAGAGUAAAGACAUUUAUCAAGAAUUGCGAUAAGGAGAUGGCUCAUUUUGAAAACCAGUUUCCCUGUGCCUUUGUACUUAACUUGACCUUGACAAAAGAAAGUUUACUAGAUAACAUCAAAACAAGUCAUGCAUGUAUCAAACCUGACCAUGCCGCAAGUCCUGGAUCAGGACAGACAGAUGGCUCAACAGACAAGGGAGAUGAAAUGGACACAGCAAGAACUCAACGGCGCUUCAAGCUUUAUGAGAACUCUGUGAAAGAUUUCCUGGAUUAUUUUACCAAAGCGAAUAAGAUUGUUCAAGUAGAUACAUCUUCUGCUAAGUGGCAUCUCAUCUGGGAAGCAAUCAAGGACUUCUUCGCUGCAGAAAUGGAUUUUAAUGCCAAUAAAGUCAUUAACACCGUCAUUUUGUUUACCUUUGAUGAGGAAUCAACCACAUCUGUUGACACCAGUCGUUAUCCAAUGAAACAUCUGGUACUAAGUGACCUUGUGGAUGACCCUAAUGCCCCUCCGGUAAAACUGAUCACAUCCUUGGCCAAGCAGUUGGACAAAUGUGCUUUACAGUCCCGAUCUUUUCUGGUGGAUCUUACCAACACAUCACUAAAUAAAAACUGCUUAGAUGAGUUCGACAAGUCAACACUAAUGUUCGUGGAUGUCGACAUCGGCCAGCUUGAUUACUUUAUACACGGACUAAGGCGAAAGACACAACGCAAGAAAUCUAUCUUCAGGAAAAAAGCCCAGUUCUAUAAAGCUGUUUCUACACCAGAGAACGAGACGCUACUGUUUCCAGAUGACACAGACACAGAAUUAUGUCGACGUAUUGGUAUUUGUUUAGCAGAACGACAUUAACAACACAUCACAUAUUCUUUCUUUCUUUCUAUUUGUCUGUCUGUCUGUCCUCUUUGGCAGGAAUAUACUAUUUAGCCAUUCUGAGAACAAGGGGGAAAAACCUGGGACGAGUUAUCAUUGGAGUGCAUUGUGGGAAUGUAUUUAGGGCACAUAUUUUUGCCCCUUAAAACAGUCCCACAAUACAACACUGCAAUCCCAACUCGACUCAGUUUCCCCUCAACCUCGGAAUGGCAAAUUGUAUUAUCUAUACAAAAUAUUCUAUUUUUGUAAAUUAAUGAGGACCUUAAAAAUAUUUCUUUCUAACUGAUUCUCUGUUUGUCCUCGUUGGAAAGGAAUCUACUAUUGUAUUAUUUAUACGAAAUAUUCUAUUUUUGUACAUUAUAUUCUAUUUAAUAACCUGUUUUAUGACUUGUUGUACAUAGGUGAUUGCAUGGGUGUUGUACCUUGCUGUCAAUAAACACUUUGAUAUGAAAAGAAGGGUAGCAUCAAAUACCUAACAAACCUGUGGGUAUGUCCCUUGCUCGAAUUGGAAUAGACCCCUUUCGAAUUCCAAAUUUACCGCUGUGUU
This is a messenger RNA of Actinia tenebrosa (Australian red waratah sea anemone), 1977 nucleotides long. RefSeq lists its product as uncharacterized. NCBI's taxonomy places the organism in Eukaryota, Metazoa, Cnidaria, Anthozoa, Actiniaria, Actiniidae. The record is from RefSeq and is a predicted model, not a curated record.